AACCACUGCUCUUAUCUCCAAAACCCAUGAAGAAAGUUUCUUUUUUUCCCCUGUCGGUUACGUUUAUUACCAGAUAGUUCUGUUAUCUGAUAAACAAAGUUCAAUGGAGACGAUGAAGAUAGCUUCAUACGAUCGUGUCAGCGAGCUUAAAGCUUUCGACGAGACCAAGACAGGUGUAAAAGGACUCGUAGACGCCGGAGUCUCAGAGGUUCCACGCAUAUUCCAUCACUCAUCUCUCAAACAAUCAAACCCUAAACCACUUUCCUCUGACUUGCAACAUCUCACAACGAUCCCAACGUUUGAUCUCGGAGGACGAGUCUUCGAGGACGAGACUAAGCGCAAGAACGUGGUUCAAGGGAUUAAAGAGGCAUCAGAGAAGUGGGGUUUCUUCCAGCUGAUUAACCAUGGAGUUCCUCUCGAUCUUUUAGAGAGGAUGAAAGAUGGAGUUCGUGGGUUUCAUGAGCAACCACCAGAAGUGAGGAAACAAUACUACGGGCGAGAUUUCACUAAAAAGUUUAUGUAUUUGAGUAACUUUGAUCUCUUCAGCUCUCCAGCUGCUAACUGGAGAGACACUUUCUCUUGUACCAUAGCUCCAGAUACUCCGAAACCAGAGGACUUGCCAGAGAUUUGUAGGGAUGUUAUGUUGGAAUACACAAAGCAUGUGGUGAAUUUGGGAGAGUUUCUUUUUGAGAUGUUAUCAGAAGCUCUAGGGUUAGAACCUAACCAUCUGAAUGAGAUGGAUUGCUCAAAGGGUUUGCUUAUGCUUAACCAUUACUACCCACCCUGUCCACAACCUGACUUAACUUUAGGCGCAACUCAGCAUUCAGACAACUCUUUCCUUACAGUGCUUCUACCAGAUCAGAUUGAAGGUCUUCAAGUCAACCGUGAAGGGUAUUGGUACGAUGUUCCUCAUGUACCCGGUGCACUCGUUAUCAACAUAGGAGAUCUUCUUCAGCUUGUAACAAACGACAAGUUCAUUAGUUUGGAGCAUCGUGUAUUGGCAAAUAGAGCCACACAAGCUCGAGUCUCCAUCGCGUGUUUCUUCACUACUGGUGUAAGACCGAAUCCUAGAAUGUACGGACCCAUAAGAGAGCUUGUGUCUGAAGAAAACCCUCCAAAGUACAGAGAGACAACCAUUAGAGACUACGCUGCUUACUACAAUGCUAAAGGACUUGAUGGAACCUCUGCUUUGCUCCAUUUUAAAAUAUGAACUACAACUUUUCCACACACAUUCGACAUGGAUGUGUAUGUAAUAUAUUUAGAUUUGUAGAUUCAAAUUACUCUGAGAACAAUAUCAAAAGUGUGCCUGCUGAAAUAAACAUAUCACAGUUUAUACGUUUUUUA
Brassica oleracea var. oleracea is the source of this 1344-nucleotide messenger RNA. Its product is annotated as 1-aminocyclopropane-1-carboxylate oxidase homolog 3-like. Lineage: Eukaryota; Viridiplantae; Streptophyta; Magnoliopsida; Brassicales; Brassicaceae. The record is from RefSeq and is a predicted model, not a curated record. The transcript has 3 exons. Bases 104 to 1210 code for a protein of 368 amino acids.